AACCGUCAAACUCACUUCUGCUCUUGUUUUCAAAAAGUUUGUUAUUAUUUGUUUGUGUGAUUCGUGUAACAAAAAACUUUGACAACGAUUAUAACCAUGUGUAAAUAUUGAAUAAAAUAAAGUUGAAAUAUAUUUACAAACCUUAUUGGCGCUAUACAGCUGAGUAACAAUGCAUAGAUCAAAAAUACCGUCUCCCGCUCGCUCUGAGGGUGCGAAAGUAACCCCAAGGAGGCAUCGAUUUAGAUCAUCACGGAGCGUGUCGUCACCCGCUCGUUCAGAUGUUUCAGUCAAACUAUCGUCCAUUGUACAAAUGCAUGCAAUGCAGUCACCUUUACUAUCACCCCUCAAGACUCGGAGAUCUGUGUUAUCCGAUAACACUGAUAUUGAAGUGCCCGGACGCCAAAGCUGGUGGAAAAGAUUAGAGGAAAACUCGAGAGAUGUAAUGGAGGUAUUUGAAAGCAAAACAACGGAGCAAAUGGAAAAUAUAGAUGAAUACAUUGAAGCUGAUUUUAAAAGUCAAGAGAAUAACUACACACUGGACUUGCCAGAAAGCAGUGAUGGCGAGUCAAUUAAUAGUAUAGUUCUGCCUCAAAGAAAGUUUUUUAGUCAAAAGCAAACUCAAUCAAAUAAAUUGUUUAAUAAAAUUAUAGAAAAUAGAGAAAACUUAACACAUCGUAAAAGUAAAGCUAACACCGAUAAUACAAUAUUUGUUGGUAAAAAGAAUUUCUUUAAUAAAGACACAGAAGUAAGAAGAAGUAGACCAGCUUUCCCACCAGGGCUGCUAAACAUGACAGACAAGACUUUAAUAAAUAAAACUCACGAUAUCACAAAGCAUGAACAAGUUCGGAAUCUUUUAGGUAACCGUGCAGGUACAAAACGCAAAAACAUGUUUGCUGAUUUCAUUAUGUCAGAAAGUGAAGAUGAAAUCCCUGAUAUUCAACCAAAUGUGUUUGGAUUUGCAAAAAGCAAACAGCCACAACGUAAAAUUUCUUUACAAGGCACCCGUAACACUUCACCAAGAUCCAAUGAAACUGAUCUGGAAUUUGAUGAUUGGCAACAUUUACCAUCAUCGACAAUGGUCGACAAUGAGUUUGGUAAUACAGAAAGUUCUCCAUUAAAAAGACCAAGAUUGAGUAAGCCUGAUAGUGUUAUAGAAGAAGUACGAGGAAAUGUUAGAAAUAAACUUGACAAAACUAAGCUAACACUGAUUAUGUCUCAUGGUUUGGAAGAUGAUAAUGAAUUUGAAGAAUCUGAUAAAAAGCGAGAUCCCAAAAAUACGCAUGAAAAAACACUUACACAAAUACCUGAAACAGAUACUGCAAGACCAUUCAUAGCAGAAAUAAUCGAAGUUGAAAGUGAUGAUGAGCACAAUUUUACUUUAAGGUAUGAUAAUGAUGAUAAAAAUAUGCAAGAUGAUGAAAUGGACGUAACUGUAAAAGAGCUUGAAAAAGACAAUUCGAACAGUAAUAAAAAUAAUAUCAACAAAACAGUAACUGCUACAGACAAAGAAUUAAAGUCUCCAAGAUCACUGAAGGAUAAUGUGCCAAAUGCUAAUAAAAGUGUUAUAGUUGAAGAACAAGAACAAAACAAAAAUAUCUCCUGGAAAGUACUGAAAACACAUAAAGAACAACAUGCUGCGAUUAUUACUAGAGAAGAUCUAGUUGAAAAAGAUGUGAACAAAACCAUGAACACUUCAAUAUCGGCGUCAAAUAAUAAAGACGCUUGUGAUGAAAUAGACAACCCGGAAAUAAACAUUGAAAGGGGAAACAGUAAUAUUAACAAAGAAAAAACUAAUUCCGAAACAGAAGUAAUCAAAAACCCAUCUAAUGAUAUUCCACAAAAGAAUGCUGCAAUAAUUGAAAGAAUACAAAAAGAUGAUGUUAUGCAAAAAGAAAAAUCUAAAAAUAGAGAAGAUAAAUUUAACCAAGUUGAAGCUCAGCAAGAAAGAAAUAGUAUUGAAAAUAUCAAUGAAGAAAUCCAAAAAUUUGUAGAUGAGAACAUGACAGUGGAUGGUAAUAUCAACAAUUCUGGUAGAGAUUUAAAUAAAGUUAGAGAAGAAGAAAAUCACAAUGUAAAUAAUAAGGAGGAUACAGAAUCUUGUAUAGAAACAACACACAUUCAUAUUAAUGAUGAAACAGAUAAGAACAACCAUCAUGUAGCAAAUCCUAAAUUAAAUGAAAGUAAGGAAGAAACUGUUAAAAAAACUCCAAUUUCUACGAUGCAAGAGAAAACUAACACAAGGUUCGAAGAAAAUCCAGGAGCUGUUGAGGAACUACAAGAGCAAAAUGACAAUUUGAAUGAAAACACGGAAAUGAAUAAAGUAGUGAACGAAAGUAAUAAAGAAACUCGAAAAGUCGCAAUACCUUCUGUGGAUGCGAACAUCAAACAAGCAGAUGGGGACGACAAUAAUGAAAAUUCAGAAGUAGAUGAAGAACAUAAUCCGGAACAUAGUAAAACUACAAAUAAAAGUCUUAAUUCAGUAAAGCAAGCAUCUUCAAAUGAAAAUAUACUGACAGACGAUGAAGAUAGUAAACACAAUGAUGAAGAGAAUAUCACGGAAGAUAAUGAAACUACAAAUAAAAGUCAUGAAGAAUCAAAUAAAAUGACAUCUGUUGAUGAAAAUAAUAUAACAGAUGACGAAGACAAUGAAGAAGAAAAUCAAGUUGACGACGAAGACAAUGCGGAAGUAACUGAAGAACAAAAUGAGACAAAUGAUGAAAAUGAUAAACAGGCUGGAGAAUCCUCAAUGGAUGCGAAUAUCGAGUCCGAUGAUGGUGAAAAUCCUGAAGACAGUGAUGCAGAAGAUAAUGAUGAAAACGACGCCGAAGAAAAUGAAAUAACAGAGGAGAAUGAUGAAGAAAUGGAUAGUGAACACGAAAUAUCUUCUAUAAAUAAGAGUAUUGAAAUGGAAAAUGAAGAAAUUGAUGCAAACAACGAAGAAGAUAAUGCAGAAGAGAAUGAAGUGGAAAAUGAAAGUGAUGAAGGAAUCAGUGAUCGAAUUGGAAUGCCUUCUAUGAAUAUUGAAACAGAUGAUGAAGACAAUAAUGAAGAAAUAAACAAUGAUAGCAAUGCAAAAACUGAUAACCAAGUAACAUUUUCAAAAGGUCGAAUAUAUCUAACUAAUGUAACUGGGGAGUCAACGCACUCUUACGCUGAGGAAGCAGCAGACUCCGACCCUGAAGAUGCGCAGACGCGGCAGCUGGCGCUGGAGCAAUAUCUUAUGAAGAUCAAAAAUGAUAAUAUUGAGAAGAGACGGAAAAUGUUAGAAGAGGUCAGAAAUUCACUAAAGACAAGAUCAAGGGAGCCUUUUAACAAUUUCAAAGCUCCCGCUCGGCCUAGACCAAGAACUCAGCAACGUUCCGAUGUACCUCAACAGACGAAGACCAAUAAGAAAACAUCUCUACUGAAUGUAGAAAACUUACCACCAGAAUUGUUAGACGAUAUGAGAUACAAACCUCCACGUAGAUAUCAGCCCAAAAGUGCUGCCUGGAUCACAAAGAAACUUUAUAAAUAUCUUGAAACUAAACUAGAACCCAAAUAUGACUACAAGGCUCGUGUGAAAGCGGAGAAGAUAACAGAGGCGCUAUACGAGUUCAGUAAAGAGAUACGUCGGCAGCGUGUGGCCGCUCCUCACACUGUCGACGUCAUCAAGCUGCAGCUGGCGCGCGCAGGUCUCGUCACAACGCACUACGACUUCUACAUGUUCAUACACGAGUUCAUGCCCAGAGAGAUACGGGUUAAGGUUGUACCCGAUGUGGUGAAUGGAAUACCCUUACCAAGACAGGGUGUGUUCUCUAAUAUUGUUUGAUACAAAAUUAAUUGUUUCUGUAAGAUUUA
Papilio machaon (common yellow swallowtail) is the source of this 3837-nucleotide messenger RNA. RefSeq lists its product as uncharacterized. NCBI's taxonomy places the organism in Eukaryota, Metazoa, Arthropoda, Insecta, Lepidoptera, Papilionidae. The transcript has 8 exons. The record is from RefSeq and is a predicted model, not a curated record. Bases 170 to 3808 code for a protein of 1212 amino acids.